AAAAUGGACCCGGUGUUAAUCAUAGACAUUGUGAAGGUGUCCGGUAGCGACAAAUGCAAAUAUGAACUAAAUAAGCCGGGUCUGGAUGGCAUACUGGCCAAAGUUGAGGACAGGCGGGUGGCCCUCGUAGUUGGUGUGGGAAAGGCAGGUGAGGGCAACUCAUUCCUGAUGAACAAGAUUGGACGCCAUCUUAUUAAUAGCAAAAGGUUUUGCCGAUCAAUGGGCGGGUACGACAUGGAUGAGUGUCUGUCCGAUGACACCGUUAUAAUUCCCGACCCCAGCGAACCAUUAUAUGGUUUCGAGUGGAAUACAGAGAUGAAUAGUCAGACCACUCGCGGGAUUUGGUUUUCGCAGCCCUUUAUUGUCCACAAAUCCAGUGGCGAAGAGGUGGCCAUCAUUUUGGUGGACACCCAGGGAUUGUAUGACGGAUUCUACGAUGAGAGGGAUUGGUCUACAAUUGUAGGCCUGAGUCUACUUAUGUCAUCGACACUUAUAUUCAAUGUAAGCAAAGAUCUCGGAGAGGAUAUUCUCCCAAGAAUACACUCAUUCUUCGACUAUGGACUCCAAGCCCUGAACUUAAUCGGGGAUACUGUUGAUGGGAACGGGAGGAAACCCUUUCACGAUGUUGUAUUUAUGAUCCGGGACUGGACCCGUCGGGACCCGCCCUACGGACUAGAAGGGGGUCAGAACUACCGGAACGCAAAAUUUGAGAUUAAAGGCGACCAGAGGGCUACAGCCAAACAGUCGCGACAAAUGAUUAUUGACAGCUUCGAGAGCUACCAGUGCUUUCUGAUGCCCAGCCCGGGACUGGUAGCCGUGAACGGCGAGUCCGGGUUUAACGGUAGUGCCAAUCAAUUGAGUGAUGAUUUCAACACAAAAGAUGAGUACGUGAAUGAGAUGGCAAUCCUAUCUCUGGACAAACCAUUCAGUGGUCGGACACAACUCACCGCACAAUCGGACGACUUGAUAGACAGUAUUAAAGCGAAGUUCAGUUUCCAUAAGAAGUCCACCGAUGAACCUGUGGUCCAGGAGCUGACGGCACUGUUAGCCCAAACACUGGACACGGCUUUCCAGUCAAUAUACACCGAGAAUGAGAACCGAAGGCUUACGACUACUAACGAUAUGAUCACUGAAUUGGUGGACGAGUUUAAGGCGGAUAUCAAUGAACACAUUACUCCCGAUGACUACAUCAGUGAUCAUACUUUAGCCAAAAUAGUGGACACAAAACGGGAACACAUUAUCUAUAGGUUUGACAUGUUUUGUGCGGUUGAGUCGCAAUUGUUUGACUCACAUAAGCAAAGGGAUGCCCACACCGACGUGGUGCCCAUAAUGCCCUACAAAGACUCCCUAUCUAGUUAUAUGCGGGACAAAUACCAGGCUAACCAACGUACAAACACCCAGCGCCGUGACUUGGAUACCAGUGCCAUGGAGACUGUUAUGUCUAACCUGAUGAAGGAAUACGAGGACGAACUCGAGCUCUGGAUAGAAAUGUCCAAUACGGAGGACAGGGAUGUGUUUCUGUCAGAGGCCCGGCUUAUCGGCACCCGUAUUGUUAACGAAAACAAGAAUCGCUAUAAUCUGAGACUCAAUUUACGUGAACUUCGGGACCAGAUUCAGACCAUAGCCUCCGAAAUGGUGGACGAGUUUGAAGAGCACGUGAAGAGCCGGCGCCGGGCCGAGGAAGGGCUCAUGAAAACGGUUAUCCAUUGGUAUAACGAGGAGAUCCGCAAAGAAAAUCCCGACAAAAAGUUUAUAAUACCGGAGCGGUUGGAAGGUAUUCAUCUGGAUUUAGUGAGACUUUGUUUAAAGAAGUUCCAACAUGAGCGUGGACAUAUUACCAAUGAUAGAUACGAGCGUAUAACACGUGACACCAUGGAAGUGGCAUAUAAAAAGGUGCAAGAUGAAAACGACCAAAACGCGCCUACUAUUCCCGCGAUCGGCAUAGACCUGGGCACAACCAACUCGUGUGUGGGCUACUACGACCCGGGCCGGCAAAACCCCGGACAGGUAAUCAUAUUCAAGAACCAGCGCCGGAACGACGUGACGCCCAGUUGUGUGGAGUAUAGGCCUAAUAAUGAGCGCCCGGUCGUGGGCGAAGAGGCAAAGGACAACCGGUUGGCGAACCCCCGGAACAUCAUAUUCUCCGCCAAACGGCUAAUCGGGCGCCGGUAUGACAACCCGGAAGUGCAGCACGACUUUGUCGACCCCAACACCAAACUAUACCCCUUCGAAGUGGUCGACGUGGGGGACAAUAGGGCGGGCUUGGAGGUCGAUGUGGACGGUGUGGUCGCUCGGUAUUUACCGGAAGAAGUGUCAGCCCACGUGUUAAGGAAGAUGAAAGAGGUGGCGGAGGAGAGGUUGGGGUACGCCAUACAAAAUGCCGUGAUAACUGUGCCUGCUUACUUCAAUGACGCCCAAAAGGAGGCUACAAAGGGGGCGGGAAUUAUGGCCGGACUCAAUGUGCUGAAGAUUAUCAAUGAGCCCACGGCGGCUGCACUGGCCUAUCAGUUGGAUAGGUUUGAUGAUAUACAGGCCCGGAAGGUGCUAAUAUACGAUUUUGGUGGUGGUACAUUUGACGUAGCUAUAUUAAAGCUGCAAAUGGGUCAGAUAGAGGUGUGCGCAGUGGGCGGGGAUAACCACUUGGGCGGUGAUAACCUGGAUAACAAUGUCAUAGAGCACUGCCUCAAAGAAUUCUACAGUCGGACGGGUAUCCUAAUCGACAGGACCAGCGCUGAGGGGGAACGGGCUCUCAGGCUAUUACGCACGCAAUGCGAGCGGGAAAAGUGGUUACUAUCGGAGGCCAUGUCGGCUACCAUUGCUGUGGACAAUAUCAUCGCCGGUCAUCACCUGGUGGUCGAACUGACUCGCGAUAGGUUCGAAGAGCUUAACGAACACCUGUUCAUUAGGACGAUGCAGUGCGUGGAUCGGGUGCUCAUCGACGCCGGUAUGUCCGUCGAUGAUGUAGACGAUGUCGUGUUGGUGGGCGGGUCUACGCAUAUACCCUUUGUUAAAAAUUUGAUCGAGGACCGUUUUGGUGGUAAACUAUCUACAAGAUUAGACACAGAGAAAGUGGAUCCAUUACAGGCUGUGGCUAAAGGGGCAGCAAUCCAGGCGGCUAUACUGAACGGAAAUCAGGCUCAAAAGCACCGGACCCUACGGGUGCUCGACGUCACACCACAUACUCUUGGCGUUAGGACUACCGGUGACGUGAUGUCGCCCGUAAUCCUGGCGCAGUCUCGGGUGUGCACACCGUUCACCAAAAUAUACAAAACUGUUUGCGACUAUCAGACGGACAUCGAUGUGGAGGUGUAUGAGGGCGAGGAUGCCGUCGCCACCCGUAACGACCUGUUGGGCAGGUUUACGGUCACAAACAUACCGCCUGAGGAGGCCGGCAGACAAAACAUAUCAGUCAUGUUUUGCGUGAAUGACGAGGGUAUUUUGAAAGUGAGGGCUGAGGUGCUGUCUAUGGGUACGGCCCACGAGAUUGAGGUCACGGAAUAUAAGGGGAGACUCAGUAUGGAUGAGCUGCUCAAACGCCGACAUUGA
This is a messenger RNA of Oppiella nova, 3546 nucleotides long. The record is from the annotation of a GenBank genome assembly. Lineage: Eukaryota; Metazoa; Arthropoda; Arachnida; Sarcoptiformes; Oppiidae.